Anarrhichthys ocellatus (wolf-eel) is the source of this 5613-nucleotide messenger RNA. It is a transcript of the gene tmem238l, whose product is annotated as transmembrane protein 238 like. NCBI's taxonomy places the organism in Eukaryota, Metazoa, Chordata, Actinopteri, Perciformes, Anarhichadidae. The record is from RefSeq and is a predicted model, not a curated record. The transcript has a single exon. Bases 26 to 529 code for a protein of 167 amino acids.
UCGAGGCAGCGGUAAUGUCCCCACCAUGGGUCGGAUAAAGUGCAUAGGGGGAUGCCUGUCUGUGUUCAUCGCCGCCGUCCUAUUCGACGUUCUCGGCGUAAUCCUGCUCUUCAUCGGCAUCUUCGCAGACGUGCGCAUCGGCGGCCGCUUUUACGGCGACUUUUUGAUCUACACCGGCUCUCUGGUGAUCUUCACCAGCCUGGCCUUCUGGGUCAUGUGGUACGUGGGCAACGUGCCGGUGUCUGAGGACGACGGCUGGAUGAGGAAGAGGAGCGGCGGCGUCGCGCGGCUGGCGAGGAAACUCACGGAGAGGCUGAGCCAGAAGCUGAAGCCGGAGGCCCGCGUGAAGUACGUGGAGGAGGAUAAGAAGGAAGGCAGCCAGGUGAGCGCACCUGCACCUCGCGAGGCCAGCCGGGUGACGUGGGGCAGAUCCACAGUGUACCACAACGAGGGCUACGAGGACUCUGUGGACUCCCUUUCUGUGGAGAAGAAAGUGGAGACAGGACAAGAAGAAAAGACAGAGAUCUGAACCUCCAGCUGGUGCACCUGAUGGGUAGCUUCACCUUAGAUGCUUUAAAUGUGCCAUGUCUGCUUACAUAUCAAUGCUGCUGCUUCUGUAACGACUGUUAUAUAUUAUUACAUCAUUCUCAGACAAAACUAAAUGAAGGUUCAUUGACAGGGUUUUUACCAGCACAAACAAAGUAUGUAAUGCGUCACAUUCAGAGAACUGCUGAGUGAUGAUGCAUUUAAACCCUGAAUAUCUAUUUGAAUGUCAAAUCACAUGUUAAAAAGUCCUGCAAGUCCUUUUGCAUUUAUGGCAAACCAGACGACAUUUAGAUCUGUGAAUGAAGAACAACAGGAUAAGGAAACAACAGUUAGUGUGUGUGUGUGUGUGUACACAGGGUUUUUAGAAAUACUGAGGCACACCCUUCAAUAUAUUUAGACACUAAAGAGUUUUCAUUUUCAGUAACACUUUACUGAAAAUGAAAGUGUUACUGAAACAUGUAUAGACCAGUGUUACUGGUCUAUACAUUUCCUGGAAAGACUUCAGUCCUACUGAUAAAGAACAAACACUGUGUUUAGAUGGUUCACUCUGAAUUAUUCAAUUCCUAUCGAGGUCGAAAUGACAUUUCAAAGCUUUCUUCACUGUCAUGCAGAGCUGGAUUGGCAACUGUUCAUUUCAAAUGUGUUAGUUAAUAUAUAUAUUUACCACAGGUUGCAUUAAAUUGAUAAACGCUUGUGAUGAUUGACUGCAACUGAAACCAAUCAAAUAGUCCAUUUAUUUAUAGAUCUACGCAUAACAAUGAUCGAUUGAAGGUAUCGUUUGAUUGGAUAACUUUGGAUAAUACUCGGCACUGGGUUGUUUCAGGAGACACCUUAAAGGUAUCGAGUUACCAGUCCUAUCAGAGAUGGGGGUCAAUAGGGGCUAACAGCUCUUUUUCAGCCCCCUGCCGGUUAAUCCGGCCUUCUGCUGGAAUAUAACUCUAUCAUUUACUUAUUUUCUUGCUGAAAGUAUAUUUAAUCUACACAAUAGUUUAUAGCGUUCUCAGAAAGGCUGUUGUGUCCAUGCAACAAGGAGAAAUGUUCCCUUGUUGACUGUCCUCCAAUAUUUCAUCUUAAUUUAUUACUAUUUUUACACAAAUGCUUUGCCAAACACAUUGAACAUCUGUUAUUCAUGUCGUAGCUGCUGCCAGACCGAGUGAACUCAAGUCGUGUUUGCUUUCCGGCUGGCGGGGAAAGCAACACAAACACUGGUCCGACUGGUUUGCCUCAGUGGUUUUGGUGUCGGUUAAACAAAGCUGAAAUGUGAAUGUGACACCCAGUAUGACAUGCUGUAUGUCCACUAAGAUGUAUCCGUCUCUACUUAUUUCAUUUUGAGAAUAUAGACUGACGCACAAGAUGGAUUCCAGAUAAUGGCACACCUUAUGCAAAUGUCCCGGUGCCUGGCAGGGUUGUGUUUAUUGUGUUAGGGUUAGGGUCACACAGAGUUAACAUGACUGACAGCCUCACGCAUCUUUAAAUCAAACACAUGACAACGUUACAGUAAAUAAAAGGUAAUCCAGCAGCUGUGGGAGGUAUGGGCAGUGAAAGCCACAGAGCGGACACAAACAGUGGCAGCUUGACUGGUCAAACAAGCUGCUCGCAGGAAAGUUUCCAUUGCGUGUGCUUCCUCUUUGUGACAGUCACUUCACAAAAGGUGUCAUUGUUAUGGAGAUGCAUGAACUGUGAACCAGCAAAUAUUUACGGGGAAGGCUUGAAAGCAUGUAUCCGUCCUGCAGAGCUGCUCCCUGGUUAAACAUUAAGGGCUGCAUUUCUUUCCUGGGUUAAAUCUCAAGUGGGAAAGAGCUGAUAGAAGAUGCAACACACUGAUGCAGCUCUGCACGUUGGUGUCAUUAGCUGAACAAAAAGAUCAGGGGGGGGGGCUCAUUAAUUAUCAGGCUUAUCUCUGUGUAAACACAAGCUCAGUGGCAUCUGAUUAUGAAAUACGUAUAUGUGCAUAAAUCUGUCGCGCGGGGUUGCAGACAAUGGGUCGAUGAUGCGUCCGUCACAUUCUAAUGACAUAAAAAGGUGCAAAACAAGUCCACCCUGCAAGGGAAUGAGGAUGGACAGUAGAACCCGUUGUGGUUGCAUACCAGGAGUCUUGUGCAUUUAAAAAAAAUGUGAGGCGUGCUGAGAGUGAAUGAUUGAAAGGGCAGGACAGCACUUUACCGGAGAGACUUGCUGAGACGACAUCCACCUGGUCCACCGUCUCACCCAGCGCGGUCAUGGAGCACAGGAAGUGCAGCCACUUCUUCCUGUCGCUGGCUGUGAUUUUGGACGUUGUCGGCCUCAUCCUCUUCUUCGUGGGGAUCUUCGCUCCCUUGAGUUUCUGGGACUUCUUCGUGCUGUCCGGGCCUUUGCUGAUCUUCAUCAGCCUGAUCUUCUGGAUAUUCUGGUACAUGGGGAACCUCACUGUGACCGAGGAGGAGCUCAACCUGGUGAAGCCGGACAUACUGUGACCUCCGGUGUGAGGGAAGCAGGACUGAGUCAGCGCUGGCUUCCAGCUGAUGGACUCCUUCAACCCAGCAGCAUGAGAAUGAGGAGGGGGAGGGGGCCCGGCAGGACAGACUGGAGCAGAAGCUUCCCUUAAAGAAUCAUGAAUUUGUGAACCCUGAGGUUUUGCCUCCGUGAAGGAUGUGAGAUAAAACCAAAUCCGGGAAGGAACACAUAUAUAUAAAAAGAAGAAACAACUAUUCCACCCUUUGACUUCAGGGUGAAAACAACAUGUCAUGUUUAAUAUGGACAGCAGGGAUUACUGGACUUUGUUGGAGUGGAAAUCUUAUUUCUCAGCACUUUCAUUGGGAGGAAACCUUUUUAAAAAGCGCACCAUCAUGACACUGUGUGCCUUAUUUAUGUCAUUAUUAUCACAGAAUGUAUAUGUUGUGAGUUGAAGUAUAUGUAUUUUAACAUGAGAGGGAAAAGCUUUUGAGACAUGUGACAUUUAAACAUGCUUUAAAAUGACACGUUGCUGUGUUCUUUGUGAGGCCGCUCCUUAAUCAAAACUGGUCAAACACGUACUGUAGGUUAUUUAGCACAGAUCCACCCAGAGUGGAGUUCAACGGGAACAACAAACUAAACUAUUGUAUGUAGAGAGACAGGAAACCUGCUCCUUCACAAAGCAACAGAGCUCCAGUGGCUAUAAACACAUGUGCUACAGGUCUGAGCCAAUUAGCUCCAAAGAAGAAGAAGAAAAACGCAGUGCGAUCUUUAGUUUGUUCACAGCAGCCGGCGAGGAGAGUGAAACUAAUACUCUUGCUCCACGCCCGAUUCUUCCAGCCUUAAUCAGCACUCAAGGCUCCAUUAGCUCCCUCAGACGUGGAGAGUUAUUAAUGUGUCCAUUUGGGUCCGGCCCCUGAGAGAGGAAAUGGAGGAGAGGCAUAAUGGGUCUCUCACUCCGCAAAGAGGUGGAAACCCUGCUGCUAAGCACCUCCCCCCCCCACAGGACACCGCCUUCUCUGUUGUGCUCAAAUCCCCCAAGUUGUCUUGACGGAAUAUGUCAUUAUAAUCUUAAUCACAGCUGUGCUCCACAAAUGCUGGUGGCAUCUCUCGAGACAAGAGGGUCUGCUCUGAGAGCGGUGAGGACAUGAGGCUCAGAUACACAUUACAAUAAAUAUGAUAAUAGAAAUGACAAAACGUAUGAAAUAAUAACAAUUAUAACAAUAACAAACUAUAAAAAGAAAAAAGAGAUCUUAAAAUUAUCUGUCAAAACUUUAUUACUAGUAUUGGGAAGCAUUGUAUCAUAAUAAGUAUUUCUUUCACUUUUUAACCAGAUGCACUAAAAACAGGUGUCUCUAUCUCACUGACAUGUUACCUGUUAGUUGAUUGUGUUUCAUAUUAAUACUAAUCAUUUUUAUUGUCCACAAAUGUGGAAAUUAACCUUCGGCUUCACAAGUUGUUUACAAUAAAUCAUAGUAAAUCACAAUACAUACAAUAAAGAAUAACAGAGUGAACUGUGUUUACAGAGUUCUGGCUUUUGGUAUGAAUAACUUUCUGUAAAUGAACAGAAUCAGACAUAUUUGUAACUCUGGACGGUCAACUUUUGCCGCAUCAUGGUUGGUUCCAGCUUAAAUCAAAUAGCACAUUAUGGUGAAGCACAUCCUCUUUGUGUCGGUAAUGCUGAGCAUGAACCCCCAUCGUGUGGCUUGAGAGAGCUUUGGAUAACUCCCAUUAGCUGUGCCACAGCGCUCACUGCUCUAGUAAUACCACAAAUACACACAAAGUACAACAAGAAACACUGAUAGUGUAUAUGUAAACGUUAAAACAAUACUACAAACACAGACAGUAUAUAUGUAAACGUUAAAGUACUACAAGAAGCACAGAGUGUGUAUAUAUAUAUGUGUGUUAAAAUAAUACCUACAAGAAACACAGUCUCUCUAUAUAUAGAUAUAUAUAGAUAUAAAUGUUAAAAUACUACAAGGAGUCAUAUAUAAACUCUAAAAAUCCCUUCAUCUAUCUGAGACAGAUAGAAUUCUAUUUAAUAUUUCAGAUGCAGCUUCAUCAUAUAAUCUUGAUAUUAAAUGUUAUCUGAGAUUUGUACUAAAUCGAUUACUUAAAUAAAGCAAUCAAUCGUAUGUGAAUGUAUUCUCAGAUAAAGAUGGGUCCCAUUAGGCAGCUCAUAUUGGAAUAAGAUAAGAGAGGAUACUCCUUUAUUAGUCCCACAGCAGUGAGGCAGCACAGAGGAUAGAGCAACAACAAGGAAUAUAGAUAUAAUAAUACAUGUAAUAUAAGUAGAAACACGUUCUCUUCACACUAUUAUAUAUAACAUGCACCUGUUAUUAAUAAACAGAUGAAUGCUGGGAGACUUCAGGUGAUGGCAGUGUGGUUAUUAUUCUGCUCUGUUUGUGAACAUGACUUCCCCCUAAAAGCUUAAGAUGGCUGGUGAUCCAUGAUGUCAUCUCUUGGAGGAGUGCGAUGGUGCAUGUCUCCCUCCAGUGGUUGGUAGAGUGCAAGUUAAAGGUCAAUGCGACUUAUGGGUUCUUAUGGGCCCUUCAACUAUUCCCUACUUGAAUAAAAAAAUAAUGAAAUACAUGUCUGCAUUAUUUUUGAUUGUGGGCAGCAUGUGCUUCAAUAUUA